Molecule: messenger RNA, 2460 nt
Organism: Symsagittifera roscoffensis
Lineage: Eukaryota; Metazoa; Xenacoelomorpha; Acoela; Convolutidae
Product: protein regulator of cytokinesis 1-like
Exons: 6
Coding region: 21-2201 (726 amino acids)
Biological process (GO): mitotic spindle midzone assembly; microtubule cytoskeleton organization
Cellular component (GO): mitotic spindle midzone; spindle; cytoplasm
Molecular function (GO): microtubule binding
Source: RefSeq, a predicted model, not a curated record
UUCUUUUCAGAUCAGAAGUGAUGACAACGAAUUCGAGCAGAGGCAAUGCGGCAGAACACUUCAAGCAGAAGCUGCAGGAGCAGACUGGGCUAUUCUGCGAUGGGAUAUUGGCCAUCUGGGACGAGAUAGGAGUGAAUGAGUCAUGUCAGGCUGAGAGGGUGGAGGAGGCGCUGUCAAUUAUCAACCGAGUUUUCAGUGGGAUGACCCAGGAGGAAACGAGCAUAUUGCAUAAGUUACAGGAGAGUGUAAAACUUGCAAGACGAGACAUUGAACAGAUCACGAGUGCUUUGAAACUAUCUGCAGUGAUAGAACCACCCAACUUACCAUUGAUGCAACUGGAGUCAUUUCUCGAAUCAGAAGCACAGACGCUGAGAGCAAUGAAGAAGGAGCGAAUGGAUAAGUUUAAUAAGUUGAUGUGUACCGCGAAUGAGUUGUGCAAGGAGCUGGGGGAGAGGUUUACGACUACGGUGCAGCCGGAUCAAAUCCCGGCCGAGUGUGAACUGGAAUCCAUAAGAAAUGACGUUGAGAGGCUGAAGUUCGUCAAGAUUGAGAGAGUGACACAAGCGGAGGAGCUAAAAGAGAGCAUCAAAGAUCUCUACGAAGACCUCGAGGAGAGAUGGGAAGACACUUCUCUCUCUAGACAUCUACUGGGACUAGAAACAGCCAACCUUCUCUCCCUCUCGUCUCUGAAAGACCUCGAGAACCUCCAUCAUCAGUUGGAAAGAAAACGAGACGCUUUACGGGAAAAGGCAAUGAAUCUCAGAGAGCAUCUUGAAGCCAUGUAUGCAAGGUUGGAUCUCCAAAUGUUACAACUGCAACAGUUUUUACACAGACACGCAACGUCAAGGCCUAGUGAUAUUAAAUCUUUAGAAGCAGAGCUUGAAAAGUGUAUGGAAUUAAGAAAACAGAAUAUCGAAAAGUUCGUAAUGAAUUGUCGCCGUGAGCUUGAACAAUACUGGAACGCGCUUUAUAUAAGUGAGGACAGAAAACAGACCAUGUUCAAGCCUUAUUUCUCAACUACGUACUCUGAGACGUUGUUAGAAUUGCACGAAGCUGAGCUUGAGAAAACGAAAGAUUAUUACGAGAAGGCGAAGCCUAUUUUGGAAUUGUUUGCGCAACAUUGUGAAGUUUGGGAUGAGUUUGUGGAUAUGGAGAGAAAGGCUAAUGAUCCGGCGAGAUUGUUGGCCAGAGGAAGAGGAAAAGGACUGCUGCAGGAGCAGCGCCAGAGAAGAGAGAUCGAACGGAAAAUUCCGAAACUGGAAGAGAAGAUUAAAUCUGGCGUGGAUCAAUGGGAGUUGGAGUAUGGCGAGCCGUUCUUGGUGUAUGACUGUCCCAUAAUAGACUGGAUAGUGAUGAAGAAAGAAGAGUUGACUGCGGAAAAAGAGGCUCUGAAGAGAGCGAAGCACGAGGAGAAAGAGCGAGAGAAGGAGCAGGAAAUGAGGUUCGGGACUGGAGCGACCAAACGAGGAGCGGGAGCGAUGGGCGGAGCACUCCAGGGGGGUCCGAAGACUCCAAAGAAAACCAAAUUUGGUACCACAAUGAAUGCCACCCAUGCUAACAACCACACAAAAUUCACUAGCUCAAGCAGCAGCAACAAGAGCAAAAACGUGCUACUGAGCGCCAAAAAGGCGCCGCCCGUAAUGCAAUCGCAACAAAACUUCCCUCGACCUGUGAAUUCGGGAGUAAUAGGACAGAAAGCACCUCUGGGAAAGUUGACAAGGCAACCCAAUUUCGGAGUGCAAAGCGGUCCUCUGAGAGGUAUCGGGGCAAUCGCAGGCGUAGUUGCUGGGGGAAGCAAGAUUGCAACGAUUGGAUUGAACCCGAAUCAGAAGGCAAAAAGAAGGUCUCUGGCACAGCUGCAGAAAAAGAAGACAGAGCCUGCUGGGCCUUCAAAGUUGGCACAAAAAGAACCGGCAACCCCUCUUAAGCCAGGCAACUCCGCUGGACAAAACACUGAGAACAAUGCACCCAUGGUCAAAAGACGAUCGAGACGGAUCCAAGAUAUGAAUGAAUCCCGAGUAGGAUUCACAAACGCACUAGGAAAUCUAACUCAUUUGUCAAAUUUGGGACCCAAUCAUGCCGACCCAGUCGAGAUCAGUAUGCUACACGAGACCUACAGUACUUUCAGUAAUAAAAUCCAGGCCAACACCGACUUGGCUUCAAGUAUGCUGGUUACAGACCACGUUAGAUCGUCGCCUUAAAAAGAACAUUCAUAAUAGAAUUAAACAGAAAAUCAAGCGACAGAAAGCUGAGAAAAAUUCACUUUGAGAAUCAAGAAAAAGAAAGAAAAGACUAUAACUGUUGCGCGUAUUGAUUAUAGCUCGUGUUCCAGCUUUCAAUAAUUAUUCGCAAAUCUUUCGAUCUCAGUUUUUAGAGCAAGGCUUCAAAGUCAUGAUUUUUCAUCGGUAGGUUGGGCACGUAGUCAUAAAGAGGUUUGUCGAGAAAAAUUUUUUUUUUCAU